GCAGGUGUGCGGUCGCUUCCCUCCGCUCCCCGUUAUUCUUUGCAGACGCUCCCCGGCGCCGGGCAUGGGCGCCGCCGCCGCCGCCGCCGUCGGUCCUCGGGCCGGAUUCCGUGCGCGGUGCCCCUGAGGCUCUUAGCUGCUGGGGUCCGCGGGAGGCCGCGCCAUGAAUGAGCGAAACAUUAGCCGGAGGAGGACAGUGAAGAAGGACAAUGAGGCCUUCGAGAUUUCCAUCCCCUUCGACGAGACGCCCCACCUAGACCCACAGAUCUUUUACAGUCUGAGCCCCUCUCAGGGAAACUUCGAGGAGCCUCCGGAGGCUGCGUCCCCGACUGUGGCCCUGAUGAAUGGUGUCAGGGCCCAGCUGCACAUGGCGCUGGAGAGGAACUCAUGGCUGCAGAAGCGCAUUGAGGACCUGGAGGAGGAGAGGGACUUCCUGCGGUGUCAGCUGGACAAGUUCAUCUCCUCUGCCCGCAUGGAUGCAGAGGACCACUGCCGGCUGAAGUCUGGGCCCCGGCGGGCUGAGGGGGACGGCAGAGGCGGGGCUGGGGGCGAGGCCUCAGACCCCGAGUCGGCGGCCUCCUCACUCAGCGGAGCGUCUGCACAAGGCAGUAACGGGGAGAGGAAGAGGCAGAAGCAGAAAGGGGGCACUGGCCGGAGGCGCUUCGGGAAGCCCAAGGCCCGGGAGAGGCAGCGGGUGAAGGACGCCGACGGUGUGCUCUGCCGCUACAAGAAGAUCCUGGGCACCUUCCAAAAGCUGAAGAGCAUGUCUCGGGCCUUCGAGCACCACCGAGUGGACCGCAACACGGUGGCGCUGACCACGCCCAUCGCGGAGUUGCUCAUCGUGGCCCCCGAGAAGCUGGCGGAGGUGGGCGAGUUCGACCCCUCCAAGGAGCGUCUGCUCGAGUACUCGCGCCGCUGCUUCCUGGCCCUGGACGAUGAGACCCUCAAGAAGGUGCAGGCCCUCAAGAAGAGCAAGUUGCUGCUUCCCAUCACUUACCGCUUCAAGCGGUGAUCCCGCCCCACCUGGCCCGGGACAGGCCCCCGGCCCCUCUUUCCCUCCCCCUCCGCCCUCCCGGCACUGGUCAAGCGUGUGUAGGAGUGGUGGACCCUCACGAGGGCAUGGGGCGGGUGGGUGGCCUGUUUCUGCGCGUGCCUCUCUCCCUCCCCUCCUGCGGACCGCCACCCCCUCCCCGGGUCCCCUGUAUAUAGAUCUGCCCCUUUGCCUCUCUCAUUCCUAGCAUCCUCCCCGUCCUCCGCAUUCCCUGGGGUGGGGGCGGUCCAAGAACUACUGUCCAGGGACCGGUUUCUGCCCUUUCCUAAACACUGGCACCCCCUCCCACCUGAGCGGCACCGUCCUGCCGUCACCCGGCCCUUGCUCCUGGGAAAACUGCGGGACUGCGGGGCGAGGGCACUGUACAUACCCCGUUGCCGCCCCCAGCCCCGAGGAGAAGCUGGCCCACCUGCCCGCCCUGCAAGGAGCUCCCCAACGCGUUCCGGGACCGCCCCGAGUCCACGUGAGACAGAGAAUUAUUAAGAGAAUUUAAAUUAAAAAGAGAUGAUAAAAUUUGG
This is a messenger RNA of Balaenoptera acutorostrata (minke whale), 1569 nucleotides long. RefSeq names its product coiled-coil domain containing 106 (gene CCDC106). The record is from RefSeq and is a predicted model, not a curated record. The coding region runs from base 164 to 1012 and encodes 282 amino acids. NCBI's taxonomy places the organism in Eukaryota, Metazoa, Chordata, Mammalia, Artiodactyla, Balaenopteridae. The transcript has 6 exons. Gene Ontology annotation, cellular component: nucleoplasm.